Molecule: messenger RNA, 765 nt
Organism: Dipodomys ordii (Ord's kangaroo rat)
Lineage: Eukaryota; Metazoa; Chordata; Mammalia; Rodentia; Heteromyidae
Gene: Ly6g6c
Product: lymphocyte antigen 6 complex, locus G6C
Exons: 3
Coding region: 45-422 (125 amino acids)
Cellular component (GO): external side of plasma membrane; protein-containing complex
Source: RefSeq, a predicted model, not a curated record
CUCUGCUAGCUGCCGGGGGUGCUACCAUUCUCAGGACCUUCAUCAUGAAAGGCUUUCUGCUGCUCACCUUGUCUGCUCUGUUCUGCUGGGUCUCAGCUGAUAUUCGCUGUCACCACUGCAACAAGGUCCCUGUGCUAGGCUGUAUUGACCGGAAAUCCUGUCUCUUGGAACAAGGACAACAAUGUGUAACAACAAAUGUGUACCUAGGGAAGAUGUGGCUUUACAGCAAAUUGCGCUGUGGCACACGAGAAGAGCCUUGUAUGGAAGCCUUCAACGAAACCAUCCACAAGCUGGGCCUGAACUAUAACACCACAUGCUGCACCAAGGACAGUUGCAACAGCCUGGCCCCUCGCGCCACUCCUGGCCUGGCCCUGGUCUUCCUCACUUCCUUCGCAGGCCUGGGCUUCUGGUUGCUGCACUGAGGCUUAUUCCAUGACUGGGCCUCCUCCUACUUGCCUUCGUCUGAGCCUUUUUCCCAGUGUCCCCAGAGCCUGGCUUCCCCACCCCUGAAGCAUUUCCCAAGUCCCUUCCCAUUUCUUCAAUGACGCAGAGCCCAAAGCGGUCUCCCUGGCCAUCCCUCCCACCUCCGUGGAAACCUCCAUUCCUAUUUUUCCUGAGUCCUUACCCAUUUCCUUCUAAACCACUUCACAUUCUCCCCUGGCCAUAAUGGGCUCCCACUUUGUCUCCAGCACUCUACUGUGCCCUCUUCAAGGAAGGACUGGGAAUCUGGGCCUGUGGUAUGGGGCUUCCAUCCUGUCCCCAGAA